CGCUCCAACGUUAUUUAUUUUAUUACAUUUGUUACACGUGUUUCAUUUCGCGUAGACAUAUCCGCGGUACAUCGCGCGUCAUGUGCACCAAAUUGUGAUUUCGGACGAAAAUAACAUUUAAAAUAAAUAAUAAAAUUAUUAAUGAAAAUAAAUAUGGAACAUCGUGAACACGUUUUGUCGACCAAAAAUGAUUUUUUCGGAAAAAUUUUGUCAAACUAGCCGCAACUAAAAGUUUAUCUGUAUCGGUUGUUCGUUUCAUUAUUAUAAUUUAUCACAAACUAAUGCAGUUGGGACGUUUUCAGUUCGUAUGUUUUAGUUGUUUUUAUUUACAAAUGUUUCUGUAACAUAACUGACACUCGUUAGACAGACCAUCGGAAGAAUGGCGUUGGCAUCUUCGGUGAGCUUAUAUUACUCCAUAGUACAACGAGCUGCGAGGCACUACUUGGAAGACUACUGUCACACGGAUACGACAGCGCCCUACGUGCUCUAUAAAGAUGGCGUGGAACGCGCGCCUCCUGGAACACAGUGGGGUGGAGCGGUAUUGGAUGGAGGUUAUCAGGCGAUGCAACACCAAAGCCCUGGGGGUCCUUCCCCUCAGCCGGAACCACAACUCGCGUCCCCGGCCCCCUCCCCAUACCCCCCUGCGCCCCCGCCCCCCGACCCCUCCGCGGAUGAGGCCGCACAACUUGCUCAACAACAAGCGCAACAACAAGCACAGCAACAAGCGCAGCAACAAACAUCCCCAGAGCACAUGCAAGUCGAGCAGCAGCUACAAAAUCAACCUCAGCCUCAACAACCAUCGCAAGACCAUCUAGACCGAACGCCAUGCUUCGUCACGCAACCUGACUUACAACAGCAAUACACGCCAUAUUUCAAAGAAGCGAGACCUGCGAGCCAUAUGCUCGGAACUGGUGGUUUUCCCUUACACUACCUAAAACAGAACGGCGGAGUCCUAUCGUUGGAGGGUCCACUUGACCAAUAUGCAACGGCGGACUUGCGCCACUUACCAGAUAUCGUGCAACCUGAACCACCGAAACCUCGGAAGCACAACCCAAAUACUGAGCUUCGUCUAUUCAAAUGCCUGACCUGCGGCAAAGACUUCAAACAGAAGUCCACCCUGCUCCAGCACGAGCGGAUCCACACAGAUUCCAGGCCAUAUGGAUGUCCAGAGUGCGGCAAGCGGUUCCGGCAGCAGUCCCAUCUGACGCAGCAUCUACGCAUCCACGCCAACGAGAAACCGUACGCGUGCGUGUACUGCCCGCGCUCCUUCCGCCAGCGGGCCAUCCUCAAUCAGCACCUACGCAUCCAUUCCGACGUUUCACCGCAUCUUAUCUUCAAGAACGGGACGACGCCGACUUUGUGGCCUCAGGAUGUACCAUUUCCACCGGAUGAGAACAAGGAAGAAGUUCAAUCGACUUAUGGCGACACAGAUGGUCAGAAUGGUGAACAACGAGGAUCUUGCUUUUCACCAGGAGAUACUGCACAGUAUCCUGCUUAUUUUAAAGAUACUAAAGGCCUCAACCAUGCCGUAUUCGGUUCUAGCCUUUCAUUGCAGUACCUAAAAGGAGGAAAACUGCCGGAUGUAUUAGGGGGACGUGCUAUGCCUUUGUAUGUGCGAUGUCCUAUUUGUCAAAAGGAAUUCAAACAGAAGUCAACAUUGCUGCAACACGGCUGUAUCCAUAUUGAAUCACGGCCUUAUCCAUGCCCCGAAUGCGGAAAACGUUUCAGGCAGCAAUCACAUCUUACUCAACACUUACGCAUUCACACAAAUGAGAAACCAUACGGCUGUGUGUAUUGCCCACGAUUCUUUAGGCAGCGAACGAUUCUCAACCAACAUCUUCGCAUCCACACCGGCGAAAAGCCAUACAAAUGUACGCAAUGCGGGAAAGAUUUCAGGCAGAAGGCUAUUUUAGAUCAGCACACGCGGACUCACCAAGGCGACAGGCCGUUCUGUUGUCCGAUGCCAAACUGCCGUCGCCGCUUCGCCACCGAACCCGAGGUGAAGAAACAUAUCGACAACCACAUGAACCCGCACGCGGCGAAGGCUCGGCGGGCGGACGCGAAGACCCCUCGGCCACUGCCGCCGGCCUCGGCGGUUGUGAAGCCGGAACUGUACUUCCCGCAGUGCUACGCGCCGCCGUUCCAGCAGUUCCCCACAGGCGGCGCAGGUGAGUUCAAGCCGGCGGUCGGUGGCGGCGUAGCUUGUCUGACGACACAGUGACCCGCGCCGCCGCGGUGGCCGCCGGCGCCGCCGCACGCCCCGCACGCGCCGCCCGCGCCCCUCGCCCCUCACUCGCACCACGCGGCCCUCGCCCAUCACGACCUCUACGUCUCCGAGCGGCUCUACAACUGAGGAGGAACACCAGUAUACGACUCUAACCCAUAGUAACGAAGUGUAUUGUUAGUCGGAUCGCUGUAAAACACGCUUCGAUCUGUAAAUAAUCAUUUAUAUAUCGAUGGUCCGUCGCGAAUGUACAGUUGACGAGUACGUACACCAUUCAUUGUGUUACCGUUCAGAAAGCGAGUAUAGGUAGCGUUUUUUGCCCCGUAAUAUUAAGUUACCACGUAAGAGUUAGGUUUGUCGGUGAUUCUUCUGUCGAUACGGACACAGAUCUGAUGAAAUCCGAGCGGAUCGAACCAGAGAUUAGAUUUAAAACUCUUCGUUGAAAUAUAAAGAAUUAAGAUUUUGCUCUUUUACCACUUAACAACAGUAUUUCGCGAUGAAUGCUUCCGGCGCCUCGUUGUGCCUAUUUGUAAUGAAUUAUAUAUACAUAUAUCUAGACGUUAUGUUAACUUUAUUUAGGAAUGUUAGGAUAUAAAAUCUGGCAGACGAAGUGUAAUGAAAACAUGAAUUGAUGAUCGAAACUUAAAAUUUUUAAUAAAAUUUAAAUUUGCUUAACAUUUUGACUACGAUGAGAAAAUUAAAUUAAAACAUAAUAAAUGAAAAUACAAACCAAAAAUUUAGGUUACCUUUUGCCAUCAAUACAUAUUUCUUUUAUUAGUAAGUACAAUAUACAAGAUUUUAUUUUAAAUGGAAACUUUUAACAUAGCAUAGCGUUUAUCAAUCAUCAGCUAACGUGUAGGUGCCAAAUAAUGUAAUUUCAAUUGCAGUGUAUUAAAGGCCUAGAUAAGGUUGUUACCAGUUUUUUCAACGAUAUGACAAUUUGAGAUGCAUUUAUAUGGACGUGAAAAGGGUCAGACUGAGAAAGGACUGUGAUAGCUAGGUAGGUUAGGCGUCUAUUUCGCUCACUUAGCAUUAAAAUUACGUAUUUUCUAUUAAAAUGUGUUCGAGGAAUCCCUUUUGGAGUCGAGUGAAUGUUUUGUGAGAUUCUGACUUAUCUUUUUGAUUGUACUAUUAUUUCGUUUUAACCUCAAUCGACUCGUUAAAAAUUGAAGUUAGUAAUGUGUGUUGUAUUUUAAAUUUCGAAUUUGUUUUGACCGACUGCGCUCUCCGCCGUUCGGCUGUAGCCUGUACGACUGAUUUGAUGAUAUAAAUAAUAAAAUGAGUGAGAUUAGCGAAUUUUACCAGGUAACAUGUGUGAAGACGGCAAGUGAUUUUGGAUGUUGGAAAGGAAAGUGAAAAUGCCAGAGAAAGUUUUAUUAAUUUUAGCUUAGAUUACCAUUCGAAUUACCAAGCAAUUCGACCAUUCAUCGCGAAAUAAUCUUAAACCUAGAGAAAUAAAUUUAUAUAUGAAUUGUAAAAACUUAUUCGAAUGUUUUGGUACUGGGGGAGGCCUCAUUUUUGUCGCGUCCACAAUAGAUACAGAUUACUCGGAACAGCACAUUUAUUUCAUUAUGUAUGACAUGUAUGUAAAGCCAAUUUUAAAUGAGAUGAUAUAUAAAAUAUAUCAACUUGAUAACGUAUUGUUAUAGAACACUUUCGUCGAGUCUCAACGACUAUAAACUACAUUCAGUAUCAGAAUAUUCGAAUAGAGACGGCGUUUUAUCAUCUCUGUUUUAUGAUAGCUUAUUUUAUGAUAUUAUUUUAAUGGUUUCUUUUCCUACAGCAUAAGGGAUGUUACGUAUUAGUAGUGUUAUAGCAUGCAAGUGGGAGCAUUGAAGUCACAACAAUCAGAUACCAUUUAUAUUAUUUACUACUACACAGUGUUUUCAGUUUUGUUUUACAAUUAUAUAUAUUGAAGUCACAAAAUCAACGUAUUGGACAGUUAUAUGAAAAAUUCUGUUUGUCAGUUUUGGCGCCAAUAUUAAUGAAAGUUAUCGUAACAGCUAACAGACACCUUCAAGGCUGAUUGUUCAACUAUGUUAUUUGACAGAUGACAGUUAAUGUCUUCAUUUGUUGGUUUCAAAAUUGCCAAACUAAGCCGAUAUACUUAUGUUUCUGAUUAAUUUUCCUAUCAAACUUUUGGAGGUUUACAAUCUUAAAAAAAAACAUCAUUAUCGAAGAAUAUUGAAUACCGUUAUCUUCCGUGACUAGAAUUUUCCACAGCAUUUAAUGUGAUCCUCCUAAGGACCUAUGUACCGCUCCCGACUCCCGAGGUUUACAUAUACAAUAGACUAGGAAUCAGUUCAGAAUAGUUUUAAUUUUCUUAUCUGACCGCGACGAAAUGAUGUUCCGAGGAAAUGAAAAUCAUCAAACUACAGACAACUUUUCAUUCCAUUUCAUCAGCGUCAAGUAAAAGUUCAGUUUCCGAACGAAUACAACAACCGAUUGACGUCUCGGUCAGAUAAUUAAUAUUGAAACUUAUAUAUUUUUAAUUAUACCUACCACAAUACAACAGCCUUACAAUAAUAGCUAUAAGUAUUUUUAUACAAUUUAAGGUAAAUAUUUCUGUUAUCGCCGUCGGGAGCGGCGCUUGGGCCGUAGUAAGUUUGAAUACAAACACAACACAGUGCCAUAGCCGAGAAAUAACCUCAAAUUUAUACUUAUUAGAUUUUUAUACCGAAUACAAAUGGAUUUAAUUUUUAAAUAUAAAAAGGUGAUUAAGUAUACAGAGAUUAAAGAUGAUAUUUUAUACAUUUAUUACAAACAAUAUUAUUAAAGGUAAAUGUGGAAUAGACUUAAAUUAUAGUGUCGUAUUGCAAAGUGCUAAGUACCUUACUUAAGUAACUUGAGAAACAGGUUUUUGUAAGUUAUGAGAGACGCGUCGCGAGUGGUGGAAAAUUGAUAUGAAUAUUACGCGUUCAAUUUUUCUCGACUUUUCCGUUGUCUCGAAUAUAUAGGGUACGUUGAUUUUAAUGGUUUUAGCGAUGUUUUUUCAGCGUGUUUAUUGUAAGUACAUAUCACAGUUACACAGGCAGUGUACCAGCUCAACCUCCUUAUUCUGGUUUGUGCUGUAGUCGAGUACUGGUCAUUGUUGAAAUUAUUUACCGCACUCGAUGAACCAGAAUAGGAAUCCUUUACGAAAGUGUCUCUUAAUGAUUAUAUUCCGAUGUGUUUUGUUAGUAUUGCUCACUGAUCCGUUACGUUUUGCUCAAUUACUCGUGUAUGUAUAUUGUAUUGUAUACCGUUACUCGUCUUAGUUUGUUACAUCUUCUAUGUAUCUUUUAAUAUAUUAUUUUUUGUAUAAUACUUAAUAGAGAGCACGGUUUUGCUUUUCUUAUGAUACUACUUGUUGAGAGCUUGAGUUAUUAUUGUCAGUGACAUUCUUGUUUCAUCACAACAAUCCCGAACACCAUAUCGUUUGGACAGUACCUACUAAAGCUGGCGUCUGGUGUCAGUCAAAGACUGCAUUGACUCCGCUUCGUAUUUGUCUGCCGUCCGAUAAUCUUUCGUCACCGGCUCGAUGGCAAUACAAGUUCUUUCGAUUAUUUUAAUUAGCAUAUCGUUUGCUUCAACCGAUACCACUGACAUUUAGUUAGGUUCGUAUCAUGUUCCUAGCCUUUAAUACGUAAAAUUUAUUUAUAAAUCGUCCAACAUUGAAUGGUAUGCCGUUCAGUAAUGGCGAUUCGAAUGUAUUAUAUUUUGAUUCUCGCUGCGCUUUUCUCUAACAAAUGGAAUCAAAUUCCUUUACUUUUAUAUACUCCGCUUUAUAAACCUAAUAUUAUGAAUAUUUCUGCAGACCGAGCAGUUUUAAUAUAGUCGAGUGCUCCCAAUUAUAUAUCUAUACCUAUUUUAAGUUGUUAACGAUUAAAAGGAGAGAAUAAGAUUGCAUUGUGGAUUAUAUACUUUGCAUAAAUACUUAUUAUAUUAUUGAGAGAGCGUCAAUUGUAUCUAAUACAAUAAUAGAAGUGCUUGGCCAGUGCGUGGCUACGAAAAUAAUUUAGUUGAUAGAUUUGGAACGCAUUGGUUGCGAUGUCUCACUGGUUGACUACCAGCGCUUUUGGGAAAAAUAGAUUUAAAAAAAAACACGAUGCUGAUGUGGAAUCUUUUAUUAUAUAUGUAGAAUAAAACACUCUUUGGCUUAUUAUAAUGAUAAAUAUUAUUUUCGGUAGAUACAUUGUGGUAGUCAGCUAGUUCCGAUUCCUUUGUACUAAAAUGCAUUUAUUAGUGAUCUCAGGCAUUGAAUACCUAAUUAAUAAGAUUUGGCAAAUAUUAAAUAAGAAUGUGUUUCCAAACUGUUUAUAUUAUAGCAUUUAAUUUUUAAAAUAUAUUGUAUAAUGGCUGCAAUAAGAUCAGAAUAUUCAAAUGUAAUAAAAAAGCUAUAUUGCACCUGUAAAUACAAAAUGCAGUCAAAAGGAAAUUGAUCGAUUACAGAAUAUAUCAAAGAUGGCGUAAAUUCUUUUUUAUUUUUUGUCUGUAUUAAUGAAAUUCGAAUAAAAAAAAAUUAAGAAAAAAUCGAUCAAUUUCUAAGUUCUAUAUUAUAAUAUAAUUAUAAACAUUGUGCAUGCAGUAUGACAGAAUAAAAACCCACAGAAUUUAUUAAUUUGUACCAACUGUAUCGGAGAAAAUAUUACUUUUUCGAACAUAAUAUUUUCACACAACCAUUGAGAAUCAAAAUGUGGGUGUGUAUUUUUACAUGCACAAUUAUAUGGUAACCCUUAAAUCGAAUGUAAUUUAAAUUAUCUAUAUUAUAAUAAUAUCGAACCAACCACGCGUAGUGAUGUAAAACGGAUUGUAUUUUUUGAAAGUUGGCUACGAAUUAUUUUAAUCGUCUUCCAUUUUUAAAGUAGUUUUAUGAAUUUUUUAGAUCUUUCUACUGUUUUGCGAUACUUUUCGGUUCAACCGUUACUUGCAAUCAUUCGAAUUGUCGCAGUGACUGCGGUUUAGUGCAAUACACUUUUAUUUCAGUUAUAUUGUAUAUUAUAUGUUAAAAUAGUUAUUUUUUUUGUGAUUGUACAGUAGGUUUGCAAAUAAUUGGUAGCCAACACGGACGGCUUAUUAUUUUUGAUCGGGUGCGAUCACCGAGCUACACUGCCACACUCGCCGACCGCUGUCACAAAUAUUAUUAACAAAUAAUUAAUUUUUAUCACAAUAGAGACUUGUUGAAACAGUUCCACGAUAAAAUAAGAGUUGUUGAAUUUUUUAUAAAAAAGUAAAACAUAUUAGAUAUAUGAUCUUGUAGUCUGGAUUGAGUUUUUUUUACAGAUUUUAUUAGAUUCAACACUUAAGUUGCGCCGCCUAUUUAGC
Molecule: messenger RNA, 7528 nt
Organism: Danaus plexippus (monarch butterfly)
Lineage: Eukaryota; Metazoa; Arthropoda; Insecta; Lepidoptera; Nymphalidae
Gene: jim
Product: myeloid zinc finger 1
Exons: 3
Coding region: 380-2221 (613 amino acids)
Biological process (GO): regulation of cytokine production; negative regulation of transcription by RNA polymerase II; regulation of immune system process
Source: RefSeq, a predicted model, not a curated record